Messenger RNA from Coccinella septempunctata (seven-spotted ladybird), 2693 nucleotides. Its product is annotated as 3-hydroxy-3-methylglutaryl-coenzyme A reductase-like. Gene Ontology annotation, biological process: coenzyme A metabolic process; isoprenoid biosynthetic process; sterol biosynthetic process. Lineage: Eukaryota; Metazoa; Arthropoda; Insecta; Coleoptera; Coccinellidae. The transcript is spliced from 3 exons. Bases 194 to 2674 code for a protein of 826 amino acids. Gene Ontology annotation, molecular function: NADP binding; hydroxymethylglutaryl-CoA reductase (NADPH) activity; protein binding. Gene Ontology annotation, cellular component: endoplasmic reticulum membrane; peroxisomal membrane. The record is from RefSeq and is a predicted model, not a curated record.
CAUAAGAUAAUGAAUUUACCAAUAUUAGACAAAUAUUUAAACAAACUAGUUAUAUUCAAUUAAAAUCACAAAACAUCAUUAGGAAAAGAUUAAAAAAACUUCCAAUUGUCCCUAUUCUUCAACAAUAAAACAUUAUGAGAGUGGAGGUUAAGUAAUUAUUCAACUCUAUUUGGAAGAUGAUAGCAAAAGCAAAAUGAGCAACUCGAGACUAUUUAGAAGGUAUGGUGAAUUAUGUGCUACACAUCCAUGGGAAGUGAUAGUGGCUGUAUUAACCCUGACAACAAUUUUUUUAACUGGAGACCAUCGUCACAAACCACUUAUACCUAAAGAAUCCAAGGACUGUCCAGGAUGCUACGAAGAUCAAUUUCAUGCAGCAGAUGUAAUAGUGAUGACAAUUGUAAGAUGUUUGGCCAUACUUUACACCUAUCAUCAAUUCAGAAAUCUCCACAAAAUGGGCUCCAAGUAUAUUUUAGGAUUUGCAGGGCUCUUUACUGUGUUCUCAAGUUUUGUGUUCACAUCCACUGCAAUGAAUUUCUUACAUAUCCAAUUAGUUGAUUUGAAAGACGCCCUUUUUUUCUUCCUUUUACUAAUUGAUUUAAGUAAGGCCGCUACUCUUGCUCAGUUUGCUUUAACUGCCUCAAAUCAGGAAGAAAUUACAGAACAAAUUGGCAGAGGAAUGUCUGUUCUUGGUCCAUCAAUGACCUUAAAUACAGUAGUGGAAACUCUAGUAAUUGGUGUGGGUACAUUAUCAGGUGUGCCUCGUUUAGAACGAAUAUCAUACUUUGCUUGCUUUUCUGUGAUAGUGAAUUAUGUUACACUUAUGACUUUCUAUCCAUCUUUUUUAUCUCUGAUAUUGGAAUUAACGAAAAUUACCAAUGUUUAUGGAGAAAGACGUAGUAUUGUUUCAAAAAUGUUGGAAGAAGAGAAGGAUAAAUCAAAUCCUGCUGCUCAACGGGUGAAGUUGAUAAUGUCGUUCGGAUUAUUAACCGUUCAUAUACUGAGUAGAUGGUCAAUUUUUGGUGCAGAAACUCCAUCUGAAUUCAAAAACAAGGAGAGGCUAGAAGAUUCCUCAUCGUUUUAUUCACUUAUAGUGAAACAGUUUGUAAUGAGUGCUGAUCAUAUUGUGAUCCUUAUACUUUUGAUCACUCUUAUGAUUAAAUUUAUAUUUUUCGAAUCAAGUGAUUUUGCCUACGAGAGAGUGGAUACAGGUGGUCAAACAGAAAAUUUGAGUAUAUCUCAAAGGAAAACCCCCACAGCUAGUGAAUCUCUAAGGCCUAAAAUCGAGAGACAAAGAUCUAUUUCAACUAGUAGUUCUAUGAGCUUCGAUAAGAAUGAAUUGGAAUCCGUAGAUACUUGUAGGAAUUUAGAGGUUUGCCUGCAGUUGUACAGAUCCAAAGAUGGCUCUGCUAAUUUGACUGAUAAGGAAAUAAUGCUACUAGUAGAUACCAAACAUAUACCUCCAUAUAAUUUAGAAAAGGCCUUGAACAACUUGGAGCGUGGGGUUGCUAUAAGAAGAAAGAUUUUAGAAAAGUCACUAGGUAUUUCAAAGUUUGAGAAUCUUCCAUAUAAAAAUUACGAUUAUAGCUCAGUACAGGGAAGUUGUUGUGAAAAUGUAGUGGGAUAUGUUCCUGUACCUUUAGGUGUUGCUGGCCCAUUGAAUGUAGAUGGUGAAAUGUAUUAUAUUCCAAUGGCAACUACUGAAGGAUGCUUAGUAGCAAGUACCAAUAGAGGAUGCAGAGCUGUUGAGCAUUGUGGGAUAAGAAGCACCAUAGUAGCAGACGGAAUGACUAGAGGACCUGUUGUUCGGUUUUCUUCCACAACCAAAGCUUCUGAACUGGUUAAGUGGUUAAAUAUAAAGGAAAAUUUUGAUAAUAUCAAAGCAAAGUUCGAUUCCACAAGCAGAUUUGCCAAACUCUCAAAAAUAUCUGCUAGGAUAGCUGGCAGAUAUGUGUUCCUUAGAUUCGUGGCACAAACCGGAGAUGCCAUGGGUAUGAAUAUGUUAUCUAAAGGUACUGAAAAAGCGUUAAAUUAUCUACAGGACUGCUUCAACGAUAUGGAAAUCUUGAGUUUGAGCGGUAACUACUGUACUGAUAAAAAACCAUCUUCCAUCAAUUGGAUUGAAGGUAGAGGGAAAUCUGUGGUCUGUGAAGCUGUUGUACCUGCGGAAAUCGUUUCCUCUGUAUUGAAAUGUACUACUAGUCACAUGGUAGAUUUGAAUUUAUCUAAAAACAUGAUUGGAUCUGCAAUGGCCGGCAGUAUAGGAGGUUUUAACGCACAUGCAGCUAACGUCGUAACCGCAAUUUUCAUUGCAACAGGUCAAGACCCUGCUCAAAACAUAGCAAGUAGUAAUUGUAUAACCAUAAUGGAACCUUGGGGACCUGAAGGAAAAGACUUGUAUAUUUCAUGCACAAUGCCUUCGAUUGAGAUUGGCACCAUCGGCGGAGGGACAAUUCUUCCGGCUCAGUCUUCGUGUUUAGAAAUGCUAGGAGUUAGGGGCCCCCAUCAGGAGUGCCCUGGUGAUAAUGCCAAGAAGUUGGCCAGAAUAGUAUGUGCAGCUGUUCUCGCUGGUGAAUUAUCUCUAAUGGCUGCCCUAGCUACGGGACAUCUAGUCAAAAGUCACCUUAAGUACAAUAGAUCAUGCUCUGAAAGAGACACAUGUGACCAAAGUAAAUAAAUCUUUUCCUCAAUUUCAA